GCAGGGACUCAGGAAGGGCCCCGUAGCACGACAAUUACCAGCCUCCCUCCUGAGUCACUGCUUUGAAAGUUCUCCCUUUGUGAGACUCCUGUGAUUACUGGAGAAAGGGAGAUUACCAUUGGCGGAGCCAUUUAGAAGCCGUAGUUUGUGACUUGCAUACUUAACCCAGUUCUCUGGGUUUGAUGUGGAUAGGGCAGCAUUCCUAACGCCUGGGACGGAGCCUCAUAAACAACAGCUGGUUCCUAGGGCCAAUGAUUACUUGGGAAAGGAGAGGGAGAAAGUUUUCAUAAUGCAAGUGGGGAAUGUGAACGUGCCUGUGCGUAUAUAAAGAGAUGGAGAGGAAGGUACAUGAGCACUCUCUGUGGGUUUCUUGCUGAGAGAGCAUCUCCAGAGCAGGCUGUUGGCCUUGCACAGAACAGCCAUGAAAACAACAGGUUACUUUGUGCUACUCGGCCUGUCUCUUUUCUUCUUCUUCUCUGAUGUGGCCAGUGAAGACGGGGACCAGUUUGACUGCAAGGAGUUCAUGGACGACGGCAUGUACUGCACAAGGGAGUCCAACCCGCACUGUGGCUCGAAUGGCAUGACAUACGGCAACAAAUGUGCCUUCUGCAAGGCUGUCAAGAGAAGUCAUGGAAGUAUUCGACUGCAGCAUCUUGGAAAGUGCUGAAUCCUCCUCACUGCUGAGUGCUGAAAGCUUCCCUUUUGCUUUCACGCCAGCCAUGGCAGAUCCCUGCUCACAGCCACGGUCUCCACAUGCCCCCUCCCCAGGAGCUGCUGGUGACGACAGUGUCUCCACUUGGCCUGCCCAAUAAAGUGAACUCAGCAGAA
Molecule: messenger RNA, 828 nt
Organism: Caretta caretta (loggerhead turtle)
Lineage: Eukaryota; Metazoa; Chordata; Testudines; Cheloniidae
Product: serine protease inhibitor Kazal-type 6-like
Molecular function (GO): protein binding
Source: RefSeq, a predicted model, not a curated record